CAUCAUAAGAAAACAACAAUGAAUUUGUUUUGUCAUACGACAUUCCAAAGCAUGUUUACGAGUUUAGCAUCAAGUACAUAAUCUUAAUUUUUUUAUAACAAGAUACUUUCUUAGAUAGGUUUAUCGUCAAUCUAUUACAUUAUUAAGUUAAGAAACACGACAGAAUACAACGGACAUACUUUACUUUUUAAAUUGUGUUAGUUUAUAACUGUCUGUUAAACCAGGUGGUCGUUGCGCGGUUGAAUUUUAAAAAGUAAAAUGUCAGAUAUUAUUUUUCGCGCCAAUGGCUUACGUUGAAGGUCAAAGCCCCCAUACGUGCCUAGAUUUUGAAAAAUGUCCACGAACGUUGCCCUCACUGUAUUGGGAUAUAGGAACAAAUUAAGCUUCAUUCGAUGCUUAUACAUUCGUCGUAUAAAUUGUCUGAAUAUUUAUUGUAACAUUAAAAUAAUAACUCAAAAAAAUGUCUGUGCGAGUGCUCGUUUUAUGCGUCCAAGUGUUUUUAUUAUUUUCCGUGGAAUGUGGGGACCCUAGGAGCGAAGAAGGUUACCCGAGGGGAUUUAUGGCAGUAUGUUCAGGGUCCACGAAACCAGCCUCAAUCCCCAGGAGUCAGCUGAAGUACCUCUUCUUCGUGGUCCAGGGUAAGGGGCGGUCGAGGAAAUCCUAUAAUUAUUGGGACGCGAAAAACAUCGCUACAGAUCCAAGGAUAGACUUGCGUAGAAAAACCAUGGUAGUUGCAAUCGGAUACUUGGACAGUACAAGUUUUCCGAUAUCCGGAAUGUUCGCUAAUGAGUACGAAGCUAAGGGGUACAACGUGAUCCUAAUUGACAACCAGCGCUUCGCCACGGUUCACUACUAUUUAGCUUCACGCCUAAUGCGUCCUGUCGGCAAACACGUAGCUGAGGUUUUAGUGGAAUUAACUCGAGCUGGAUUAGACCCAACCAACACCGAGCUUCUAGGCUUUAGCCUCGGCGGUCAAACAGCCAGCUACAUAGCGAAAAACUACCAACAAAUGACAGGAAAGAAUAUAUCAAGGAUAACAGCUUUGGAACCGUCUGGACCUUGUUUCAGGACUCUUUCCUCUCAAGAACGUCUAGACGCAUCGAAUGCGGACUUCGUUCAAGUUGUACACACGAAUAUCGAUGGAUACGGAAUGAGUGCUAGGAUGGGGCAUGUUGAUUUCUAUGUAAAUGGGGGGGAAUUUCAACCGACAGACUUGAACGUAUAUCCUUGUACUGCAACAUGUAGCCAUUUUAGGGUAUUAAGUCUUUGGGUAUCAGCUAUGAGGAAUCCGAAGAAAUUUAUAGGUAUUAAAUGUAAUAGUAUUCAAGAAGCGAGAGACUCUGCGUGCUACAACAUAGUUCCUUUAUCGACAAACGUCAUGGGCGAAAACGUCAAUGUCACAAAUCAAGGUAUAUUUUAUCUGUCAACGGACAAAGUUUUUCCUUAUUAUCUAGGAAAGAACGGUUUAAAGCCAGAGUACGAUUCGUGGAGAAAAAUUAGUAAUAUCAACGAUGGUAAUGAAACUGAAGUAUACACGUAGCUAUUAAAAGUAUUUUUUUAAGACAAAUAACUUUAUGAAAAGAAUUAAAGGCAGUCUAUGGCUGGGUAGUAGAACUCUUUUUGGUAAUAUUCUUUUAC
This is a messenger RNA of Vanessa tameamea, 1638 nucleotides long. RefSeq names its product pancreatic lipase-related protein 2-like. The record is from RefSeq and is a predicted model, not a curated record. NCBI's taxonomy places the organism in Eukaryota, Metazoa, Arthropoda, Insecta, Lepidoptera, Nymphalidae. Bases 461 to 1540 code for a protein of 359 amino acids. Gene Ontology annotation, biological process: lipid catabolic process. The transcript has 4 exons. Gene Ontology annotation, molecular function: lipase activity.